Leucoraja erinaceus (little skate) is the source of this 1918-nucleotide messenger RNA. RefSeq names its product transmembrane protein 69 (gene tmem69). The record is from RefSeq and is a predicted model, not a curated record. The coding region runs from base 181 to 936 and encodes 251 amino acids. The transcript is spliced from 3 exons. NCBI's taxonomy places the organism in Eukaryota, Metazoa, Chordata, Chondrichthyes, Rajiformes, Rajidae.
GGACAGGAAACGUGUUCCUGAUGUUAGAGGAAUCCAGAACCAGAUCCAGAAUCUGUGGGAAUUCUCUGCCUCAGAAGGCAGUGGAGGCCAAUUCUCUGGAUGAUUUCAAGAGAGAGUUAGAGCGAGCUCUUAAAGAUAGCGGAGUCGGCGGAUGUGGCGAGAAGGUGUCCAGGACUCAACAUGUUUGUUUCUUUGAUGCAGAGAUGUUUCCAAACAACCAAGAAAAUUGAGAAAUUGACAUCAUGGUUUCCAAAUGAAUCGAGAAAAAUCACUACCCAUCAUUUAUUAAUGCCUUAUAUGCAAAGAAUUCCCUUGCACCAAAACAUUAAGUGCCUCGAAAGAUCAGCAACUUCCCGAAUUCAGAUGAACUCUUUUCAUGUGUCCUCUCAAGCAUCCAAGAUGAAGAAAGUACAGGAACCAGAGAAACGUGAAUUAGACUUGAUAAGAUAUGACUUUAAAGAACUGAAGAACAGUCCCAAAGCUGCCCUCUAUCUUGGUUGUGGUGGAUUAAUUCCUUUUGUCUCGGCUCCUCUGAUCAUGGCCGUUACGGAAACAUAUUUCCCUGAAGUAGCUUUUGCCCAAAUAGCAUAUGGAGCAUCAAUACUGUCCUUUCUUGGAGGGGUACGGUGGGGAUUUUCAAUUCCAGAAAACAGCCCUGCAAAACCUGACUGGCUGAAUCUGGGAAACAGUUUGGUUCCUUCUUUAUUUGCCUGGAUAGCCCUACUCUUUCAUGACAAUCUCACAGAGGCAGCUAUUUUGGUUAUCAUGGGUCUUGGUAUAGCGUUACAUUAUGACUUAAACUUACUCCCAGGUUAUCCAAAUUGGUUUAGAGCACUUCGAACAGUGCUGACUGUGGUAGCAACAUUCUCUUUGGUUGCUUUAAUAAUAGUAAAAAAUACAUAUCCUGAGAAAAAGUUAGUUUCAAAUGAAAAAUAAAUUUAAAGGGAAGUCAAUAUUAUUGUUUCUUCAAAUUGGGUAACUGUAGAGAAUUUGUCUUCUUAAUUCAAAUAAACGAUCAUGUACAAAAUAAAUCCAGAUGAGAGGAUUAACAAAUAAUUCAUGCCUAUAUAAUGUUUAGGGCAGGAUGAAAAUCUGAAAUCUAAAGUUGGUUUUAUCAGCAUUUGUAAUCCUUUUUGAGUUUUAAGUCUUAUUUACUGACAAUGCAAAAAGUUGAUGAAAACAUCAUCAAACAAAGAAGAAAAUAGAUUUAUAAGUGAACCAAUUUAUCCUGGACAGAAUUCUUUAUGUUAAAGUAUAAUUUGGUCUUAUGAGAUAAUUCAUUGGUGUUUUGAUUACUGGAUGCAAUCCACUUUUUAAGUAAAUUAUUUAUAAAACUGGAUAUAACUAACAUUAAAGUUUGGCCAAUAUUUGCACAUCAGGAUCUAAAAAUAAAAAAGUUACAUUAAUGAUGUACUAAACUAAAAUAUUCAUUGUAGUUUAAAAGGAGCCUGGGAGAUAGAAGCCUAUACAUUUAGGAUAUGUUUUUAUGCUGAGGGAUAAUGGCAGCUGAGUGAGAUGUUCCUGCUUCUGCAAAUUAAAUCUGGCUAUCAGCUGGGAAAUCAUGCAUAAGGAACCACCAUCCCACCGGCAAAACACACAGAGACUGCAAUCUGCUGAUAUCAUGUAGUGCCAUUCUGUUGUUGGAGCAUUCCCCAGACAUUUUCUGGGAGAGGUUUGAUAGACCUAUACAGAGAGGUAGGCCUAUACAGCUGCUGAGGGCGCGAUGGGGAAGAGUGGAGGUGGUCAGAGAUGAUGGGACUGAAGCAGUGGAAGAGGAAAAAUGAGGGGUGCAGGCAAGAUCACAUGUGGACAUGAAAACAUAAACGUGCCAAAUCUGUGCCAGAGAACUUGGUCUCCAAUCGUCCUGGGUAUUUGACUAAGCCCUUGGUUUGUUAAGUCUGCGUGGUAGCUGAUAUGC